AUGGCGAUGGCGAGAACCUGCCGCCAAAACUCGACCUCCCAGCUUCAGCAUCCCAUCAACGGGGACUCAUUCCCGAAAACCAUGUCCAGGGUCUCCGUCCCGCGCGCCGCCUGCGCUAUCCACGGCGGAGCUCGCGCUUCCUCCACCCACCCCGGCGGCGAUUUCGCUGCCCCUCCUCCGCCGGAGGAGAAGAGGGCGGCGCGGAAGGCGCCGAGGGCCCCGAGGCGGCUGAUCACCAUCUCGACGUCCGACGGGAGGUGGCACGGCGAGUGGAGCUGCGACUACGUGUUCACGCUGAGGGAGCUGGGUGUGGCCGAUGUGGCGGAGGGAGGGCAGGGGGACACCAAGGUCCUCAUCAGUCUCGUCAUCCACAAGGUGAGGUUGCUCAACGCCAGCUUCUCUUCAACUUCCUGCUUCGGUGGAAUGGCUCGUUCUUUCCGUGACCGACGAUUGGAAAAUUGCAGCACGCCGGGUUCGGAUUCUCAGUGGAAGGGAGAAUCGGCACGUCCUUCACUCGGAAAUGUAGCGGCUGCUUCACCUCGUACAUUAAAGAGGUACUGGUUCCGGCGUGCUCUCUGAAGAAUUUUCGGUUCAGCCAGUAAUUACCGUGCUGUUCUGCAGAUUGAUACAUCGUUCAACGUCUGGGUUCUUCCUUCGAGCAGGAGCAACCCCAUGGAGCUCCCCGAAAUCGGCAGUGGUGACCCCUCGGUAUACCACUGCGAGAGAGAGAGAGAGAGAGAGAUCAUAGUUUGGAAGAAAACUAACAGGGGAGAACCGGAUGAACAGGUGAUCUACGUGAAGCCUGGAUCAGAAGCCGAUCUCGAUUCGCUGAUCCGAGACGUGAUUCGUCUGGCGGCCACAGCAAAUGCGGUAGUAAUGGAAUUCUUCAGAGAUAGUGAAGAAUGUCCAAGGAAAAUUUACGUCUCUCGUUCUCUGUGCAGGGCGCCUGCUCGGAGGCCUGCGAGAAGUCCACUCCGAGAUGGAACUGUACGGAAGUCCCUUCCUCCUCCGUCGCCCCCUGCAUCAUACACUGAUAAAAUGAUCCAAAGGGUGACUCCUUCCGCCAUUCUUUCCUCUGCAGACAUAGACAACAGGAAGGAGACGUACGACAAGAGGUGGGCUAGGCUUCUGGAAAUCCGGGACGUGCUGCCCGGGUAG
Molecule: messenger RNA, 1158 nt
Organism: Spirodela intermedia
Lineage: Eukaryota; Viridiplantae; Streptophyta; Magnoliopsida; Alismatales; Araceae
Source: the annotation of a GenBank genome assembly